This is a messenger RNA of Lactuca saligna, 1185 nucleotides long. NCBI's taxonomy places the organism in Eukaryota, Viridiplantae, Streptophyta, Magnoliopsida, Asterales, Asteraceae. The record is from the annotation of a GenBank genome assembly.
AUGGAAUCUGAGAUUGAGCAGCCUGCGGCGACUGUAGUCAAAUGGUGUGAUUGUGGAUCUGAUUGUUGUUCUGCAAAGCUUGACAAUAUUGGGCCAUGGAUACGCACUACUAAAAGAAAAGUUGAUGAGAUAGAUGACAAUAAAUUCAUCAUACCUGGUCUUCCAAUUCCACAUGUGGCUCGUGUCGACAUCAGUAAUGAAUGUGCUGCUCUUCGAGAGAUGGUUAGUAACCAACAACAAACAAUUCAAGAUUUGUCAGAUGAACUAGAUGAGGAAAGAAAUGCAGCUUCCUCAGCUGCUAACGAGGCCAUGUCAAUGAUCUUGAGGUUACAGAGUGAAAAAGCUGAAAUCCAGAUGGAAGCCCGUCAAUUCAAACGCUUUUCAGAGGAGAAGAUGGCUCAUGAUCAAGAAGAGCUCAUGGCAAUGGAGGAUUACUUGUACGAAAAAGAACAGACCAUACAAGCUUUGACUUAUGAGGUCCAUUCAUAUAAACACAAGAUGUUGAGUUUGGGUCUCACAGAAUCUGAAAUAGAAGGGGACAACAUUGGUUUACCACUCAUUAAUAGCAGUGAAGCAAACUUAGAGAACCAAUUUGAGUACAAUUACCCUCCUCUAAAAUGCAGUGCGAAUGAACAUCAUGAUGAUACAGAAGUUGAGAAUGAAACAGCUGAUAUAGAAGAAAGGAUUGAUGAAUUGGAAAGAAGUCCUAAGCAUAGUCCAGUACGCGAGAUCUAUACUGUUGACACUAUUCGUAAUGAUGAAUCCUUUGAUUAUGAUCCGAAGGCUAAUCUUGCUACAUAUGGUGAUCUUAAUGUUGCUAGAAAUGAGUCAUCAUAUGGUGGUAUUGGGGAUACAGAUGUUAAGAAGUUGUAUGCAAGGCUUCAUUCACUUGAGGCAGAUAGAGAAUCCAUGAAGCAGGCACUCAUAUCCAUGAGGACUGAUAAAGCACAAUUGGAAAUUUUCCUUUAUCAUGCUGUUCAAGUGGAUUGCAUCAUUUCUUUUUUGGAGGAGAGCACAUCGAAGCAAAUACAUGUUUGGUAUGUCAGCGAACAAUGUGGGAUUGCGAAUGGUGAUAGACAAGGGACCUCAGAUAGGGCAAUGGAGGUGUCUUUCAAGAACACGGUUCUUGAAAUAUUGAUCUCUAGUUUGGACUUUCAACCUGUGGGUUUGCAUAUGAUUUGUUGA